This is a messenger RNA of Cryptotermes secundus, 2742 nucleotides long. Its product is annotated as inter-alpha-trypsin inhibitor heavy chain H4. The coding region runs from base 31 to 2526 and encodes 831 amino acids. The record is from RefSeq and is a predicted model, not a curated record. Lineage: Eukaryota; Metazoa; Arthropoda; Insecta; Blattodea; Kalotermitidae. The transcript is spliced from 15 exons.
AGAUCCAACGAGGGCACUCGGCACUUUACGAUGAGAAUGCUGACAAUGCAGCUGCUGUGCGCCUUGCUGCUGUGUUACCAGAGCGUCGUGACGCUUACAGCCGCCACUACUGAGAACGGUGGAGAUGUGGGUCACCACAAUUCAACAGUGCCUAAGCCAAUCAUCUUGCGCCUCUACAUGAAUACGGACAUCCGAUUCCGGUACGCACGGACCGCUGUCACCAGCAGGGUAAGCAACGCCGCCAACAUCUCCCAGGAGGUGGCGUUCAGCGUCGUGCUCCCAGACGCUGCCUUCGUGUCCGGAUUCCACAUGGUGGCAGACGGCGUGCAGUAUGACGCCUACGUGAGAGAGAGGGAGGCCGCAAGACAGGAAUACACGCAGGCGCUGAGGCGGGGCAGGACUGCGGGUCACGUGGCUCUCAGCACCCGAGAUUCGCAGCGAUUUGCGGUCUCCGUGAAUGUGGAGCCGCACAAAAAGAUUGACUUCAGACUGACGUACGAGGAGCUACUGGGCAGGCGCCUGGGGACGUACAGACACGUCCUCAACCUGGACCCAGGGCAGAUCGUUCAGGACCUCAGAGUAACAACGCGCAUCAGCGAGUCCAGCAACAUCACGAGCCUUAGAGUUCCUGCUCUCAGAACAAGCAACGAGAUAUUAGAUGACCCGUCGGAGGCGAGCAACCCGCUUGUCAUCAUCGAGCGGCCUUCCCCCGAGUCUGCCGUGGUGAAGUUCUGGCCAACGGAGCAGCAGCAGCGAGAUCUUGCGGCCGAGGGCUUACAAGGUCAGCUCGUAGUGGAGUACGAAGUAGACAGGACAUCGAGACCUGGCGAAGUUCUUGUAAGCGACGGCUACUUUGUCCACUUCUUCGCUCCUGAACACCUGCCGCCUUUACGGAAACACGUCAUAUUUGUGCUGGAUGUCAGUGGGUCCAUGAGCGGUCGCAAAAUCACACAACUCAAGGAGGCCAUGAGCACUAUCCUGAGCGACUUGAAUCAGGGUGACCUGUUCAGCAUAGUGCCCUUCUCUUCCACCGUUCAGGUGUGGGACUACAAUGCAACGGAGUCAGAGCUGAGGAAUGGAAGGCGGAGGCUGGGACAAAUCCGCUGGGGCGACUAUGGCGAAGAAGAAGAAGAACAAGCAGAGACGCUGGUCCCUACUGUCAUAGCGACCGCCACCUCUGACAACAUAGAGAAGGCCAAGGAAUUCGUCAACGAUCUCUCAGCCAUCGGCGCAACCAACAUCAACGCAGCUCUACAGAAAGCUCUGCAGAUCUCUCGGCUCAGCACUGAAGAAAACAGUGUGCAGAAACCGGAACCAAUCGUCAUUUUCUUGACGGACGGACAGGCCAACAUUCAUCCCAGCGACCCGGUCAGCAUAAUGUCCAAUGUACGGCAGGCAAACACAGGCAACUCGUCCAUCUUCAGCCUGGCGCUCGGACGGCACGCGGACUUCACCUUCCUGCAGAAGUUGUCCUUACGCAACACCGGCUUCGCGCGGAAGAUCUACGAGGCUUCAGACACGGCUCUGCAGCUGCGGGAUUUCUACCGCCAGGUGGCAUCUCCGCUGCUUGCUAAUGUCACCUUCACAUAUCAGCCCGAUCAGGUGGCGAGAAGCACCCUGACCAGAACCAAGUUUCGACGAAUAUUCUCUGGCUCAGAAGUUGUCGUCGCCGGGAGACAGAGCUCAGAGGACUUCACGAGCGAAGUGAAGGGACAGUCACUGUCUGGGAACUCACAGUAUUCCUUCACCCCGACAGCACUGCCUCCUGCAGACACCAAUGCGAAUGCGAGCUCCAUGGAGCGACUUUGGGCCUACCUAACCAUCCAGCAGCUGCUGGAAAAACAAGACGCGGGCACCGACGACGUCAAUGAUUACUACUGCUGUGAUGAGGCCGACGACGAUGGUGAUAGAAAUAACACCGACGCCCUGACACUUGCGCUAAGGUAUUCGUUCGUUACGCGGUUGACGUCACUUGUCGUUGUGAAGCCAAAUGAAAAUGCGUCCUCCGUGAACACCGAGGACGCGAGUGAAGCGACUGCACCAACUGCUCAUGCACUUCCUGAUGGCAUCAGAAGGCAGACGCCAUACAGCGCAAGCGCACUGCAGCCAAGGUACUCGUUUGUGCCUCCUCCAGGAGGCAGCGGGAGGCAGACGCAUUAUAGACCAGAUCCAAUGCUGAUAAAUCAUUCGCAUGUGAUUUCUCCAGGGCUUAGCACAGCGAAUACAUUGGCCACUCUGAGUGACAUAACCUGGCUCUCGCCUAACGACACUGUCGUCUCGCUGCCAACCGGUGUAAACAGAACAGUUGAAGUGCUGCUCUUGGCCACAGCUAACGAGAUAAAUGUGGCUUACGCGGCAUGCACGACGCCUGGCGGCGAGUCCGGACACUGCAGACAUCUGAAGUACUGCGUUCUGCAUUUAUUCACUAAUAGUCGAGAACAGUUCCUCGAGUAUUUCUGUCGUAUCGAUAGUUUCCUUGGAGUGUGCUGUCCAGACUCCGUCCGGGCGCCUGAGAACGGGCGUUAGCUUCGGGAAGCACACAGCACAGCGGUAUUCAUGUUUCUGACUGCUAAUAAACAUGUUUUGCCGGUAUCCUGCUUUGUUUACAGCGGCAUAUAAGUAAUGUAGAUAAGUGUUAAGAGCUGCGGUUCUGUCUGACUCAACAUUUUAUAUUGCAACUUUACUAAUGGAAAGUACAUUUGUGGAUAAUUAAACAGUACAAGAUGCAUCUGCCCCGAGUAA